Phragmites australis (common reed) is the source of this 1297-nucleotide messenger RNA. RefSeq lists its product as uncharacterized. The transcript has 5 exons. Lineage: Eukaryota; Viridiplantae; Streptophyta; Magnoliopsida; Poales; Poaceae. The record is from RefSeq and is a predicted model, not a curated record. Bases 137 to 967 code for a protein of 276 amino acids.
CAAACGCAUGUGAGGCCAGCGUUUCUCGGCGGCGGCGUGUCGCUACCCGUCACAUGGGGAAAGUGCCGCACUGCAGCGCGUGACCGCCAGCCUCCACUCCGUUUCUGAGUGCUAGCUAGCUUACGUACGGUCGGUCAUGGCCGCCGCUGCAAAUUCAGCUCACGGUCACCGCCUAUGCGCUCCGCUGGUUGCAACGAGCGCGAAUCGCAGCAGUGGUCGUCCAGCUACCCGAACGAUAGUUAGCACAAGAGCUGGAGUUGCUAGUGGGCCGAAAGCGUGGACGGGGAAGCCACCGCCACCGCGGCGCGCCGUGAGGACCAGGGCCGGCGCGGCCGAGGCGCGGCCGUCGUCGUCCUCGCCGGACGCCGUGACCUACGCCGCGAGCAUCUCCACCGACAUGCCACUCUACGAACCCCCCGGGAUCUCCUUCGACGAGUACCUCCAGGACCCCGCGCGCGUGUUCCGCGCCAUGUUCCCCGACGAGAGCAGGAGCCAGCGGCUCAGCGAUGGGGAGUGGCGGAUCCAGAUGCUGCCGCUGCAGUUCCUCCUCCUCACCGUGCGCCCCGUCGUCGUCAUGCAGCUGCGGCACCGCGGCGGCGUGCUCGAGCUCCGAGUCACGGAGUGGGAGCUGAGGGGGCUGGACAGCGGCUACAUGCCCUCGAGCUUCGACCUCGGCGUGCGCGGCUCUCUGUACGCGGACCGGAGCAGCGGCCGCCGCGCGUCCCGGAUGAGGGGCCACCUUGACAUCGCCAUCACCUGUGUCCUGGCGCCGCCCCUGCGCCUCGUGCCGGAGGGCGCCCUGCGAGGCGUCGCCGAAUCGGUUCUGUCGAGGCUGGCCGAGAAGAUGAAGCGGGACGUGGACGGCGGCAUUGUCGCCGAUUUCCAGAGGUUUCGCCGGGAGAAGGCAGUAGCGUCCAGAGCGACGCCAAUGGUGGAUGCGAAGACAUCAGACAGAGACGAAGCCUGAAGGCAGGUUGAAGUUUUCUUCUUCUUCUCGAAUGCAAGCUGAAGGUUUUUUGUCUGGACAAAAUUUGAUCGCUGACGAUCCUAGUCCGGUUCUAGGUGCAGCUUCUCUUGUGCAUGGAGAUUCACUUUAUGUGUAGCGAGAUUCAUCUACAUCUGGUUUCUAUCGUCGACAAAUCUGAAACCAAGAUACACGGGAAACAUGGAGGAGUCCGCAAAUGAUCGAUCUGUGUAGCAUUAUGUAAUCUCCCAACAUAUCCAAUGCGACUCUGACAUGUACACUCACACAAGUGACCUUCUACUCAAGAAUAAAACAUGUAUCUGUAUUCUGUAA